UUGGCUGAUACAAAGAUGCGCUCACCUCUGAUUGGUCUAAAGUUUGUCUGGAGGCGCAGCAGCGGCGUCAGUGUGAUAAAUGAGGAGCCUCGGAACGCAGCGCCGUCAAACCCACUUCAGAAGACCUCAGCUGUCCGUCCGGACCCUCAGAGCUGUAGAACCGGAGCCAUGCUCGCUGCCUGUCUGGAGUUCCUCGGUCUGGCGCUGUGCGUCACCGGCUCCCUGCUGGUGAUGGUGGCCUGCGGGAUGCCCAUGUGGAAGGUGACCGCCUUCAUCGACACCAACAUCGUGGUGGCUCAGACCAUCUGGGACGGUCUGUGGAUGUCCUGCGUGGUGCAGAGCACCGGACAGAUGCAGUGCAAAGUCCACGACUCGAUUCUCGCCCUCUCUCAGGACCUACAGACGGCCCGAGCCCUCACGGUCAUCUCCGCCGUGCUGGGCGUCGUGGCGCUGACGGUGACGGUGGCCGGGGCGCAGUGCACCAACUGCAUCAAGGACGAGACGGUGAAGGCGCGGGUGGUGCACGCCGGAGGGGUCAUCUACAUCAUCAGCGGGCUCUUCGUGCUGGUGCCUCUCUGUUGGAUGGCCAACAACAUCAUCGUGGACUUCCACAACCCGCAGAUUCCUCCGUCCAAGAAGAGAGAGAUCGGAGCCUCCAUCUACAUCGGCUGGGCGGCCACCGCGCUGCUGCUGCUGGGCGGGACGCUGCUGUGCUGCUCCUUCUCCCAGGGGGUCCGGGGGUCCUACCCCAUCAAAUACGUCCCCACCAAGACGAUCACAGCCAACGGGGACUUCGACAAGAAGCAUUAUGUAUAAUGUGGAGGUCCACUUUGUUCCGGGGACGUUAGUUUGAGGACAUAUGUGGAUGGACGCUGUGCCGAGUGGAGUGGAGCUGUGAGGUGGAGCUCAGAUGACAUGAAACUCUCUGUGGAUGCACCUGUCAAAUAUGUGCUUCUCAACUGAAUGUAUGUUCAUAUUUGUCAGGCAGCAGGAGUUUAUUUAUGCUCCUAACCGGCUUUUACGCAUCACAGGGGCCACUUACACUGUCAAAAUGAACUUUAAAAAACAUUUUAAAUGCAUUUUUAAAAGAAACUAUUUACUGUCAUUUCAAAGAUUUUCCAUUGUUAUGUGAAAAUACAAAUUGUUUUUAGUAAAAUAACACAAAAUGAUUCAUGUAACAGCUGUCCACACCAAAAAUCUGUAUUUUUACAAAAAGUAAUUUGUUGUUUUAAAAAAGGUGACUGAAAAAAAUGAUUUUACUCUAUUUAAAGCAGCUCAAAAUAUCAUUGUUUCAAAAAUAUUUGAUAUUUUUCUUGUGUUAGUUUCUGAAUGUUACAGUAUGUAAUGGCAUAUUUUUCUGCCAGAUUUUCAUUUUUUUUACAGAAUUUUUUUUUGUUGUUGAGUCAAAACAGUGUAGAAAUUGGACAGAAGCUGCAGUUUGUUGCCAGCAGGAUUUUAUCAGGAGGUUGUACUGGUGUUAUUGUGCAGGUUGAGGCUCUGAGAGCUGCGUAGCUUCUUUGUAAAUAGUUUUUUCCCCUCUCUCUCCCAGCGGACUCAUUGUGAAGCUUGUUUGAUUGUUUCCCACAGUGAACAUGCAGCAGGCAGUGAAGCCUUUUCACACUGAUGUGCACUCAUGUUGUGAUCAAAGAAGGGAAUUUGCAUUUGAAUACAUGUACAGUGUUUUGUACUUUCUGUCAUGUUUUUCUACUCUUUUAAUACUUUUUCUAAUAAAGAAGGAAGAAACAAG
This is a messenger RNA of Amphiprion ocellaris (clown anemonefish), 1747 nucleotides long. RefSeq names its product claudin 5b (gene cldn5b). Gene Ontology annotation, cellular component: bicellular tight junction; plasma membrane. Lineage: Eukaryota; Metazoa; Chordata; Actinopteri; Pomacentridae. Bases 16 to 816 code for a protein of 266 amino acids. The transcript has a single exon. Gene Ontology annotation, molecular function: structural molecule activity. Gene Ontology annotation, biological process: bicellular tight junction assembly; cell adhesion. The record is from RefSeq and is a predicted model, not a curated record.